Messenger RNA from Culex pipiens pallens (northern house mosquito), 7763 nucleotides. RefSeq lists its product as uncharacterized. Gene Ontology annotation, biological process: ammonia assimilation cycle. The transcript has 12 exons. The coding region runs from base 830 to 7087 and encodes 2085 amino acids. The record is from RefSeq and is a predicted model, not a curated record. Gene Ontology annotation, molecular function: FMN binding; iron-sulfur cluster binding; iron ion binding. NCBI's taxonomy places the organism in Eukaryota, Metazoa, Arthropoda, Insecta, Diptera, Culicidae.
UUCGGUCAUCGGAAGAGCUAAGACGUCUUAAGCCCAGUGCCCUCAAGUUACUUCGUUCGAGCGUUCGUUUGUGAGAAAAAAGAAAAGAAAAAAAAAGAAGGAAAUUCUUUAUCACACUUUAAAAGUGAGACUAUCGUCCCAUUGUUGUAUCCUGUGAAAAGGGCAGUUUUUCCAUCGCAGAAAAAAGGACUCUUCCCUUCGGUGAAAAAGACGAAGCAUUUUUACGCGAAAUACAAGAAGGGAAAGGAAAAGUGUUUUUUCUCCUUUCCUCUUGGUGUGGAAAAGUGCUCUCGGCAGGGGAAAAGUUAUAUUUGGAAAAAUCACUCGUCGCAGUGUGUGCACACGCGGGAUUCGAAAGUGGCGGUAAAAGUGAACCUAAAAGUGAAAAACGAAAAUAAGAACGUUGUGAAAUUCGUUGGACACACCAUCACAAACGGACUGUAAAACGUAUAUCGGUGUGAACGAGGACCUUUCGUCGAAACUCAGUGCAUUUUGUUUUACAAGUUUUCUUUUUUAUCGGUUAAAUUAAUCAUAAAAGUGUUUAAUUAAGUUGAAAUCAAAAGACAUUAUCCACACUACUAUAUCCCUAUAUAAUACUACGUUACAAGUGAUCUGAUUCAAAAUCUUCAGUCUUCCUCUGUCGAACAGAACCACUGCUGAUCGAUCGCAUAGUCAGUGUAAAUCUAAGUGAAAAAUAACUUUGACCCAUUUAAAGUGAGUGUGGUGAUUUAAAUCAGUGCACGUGUGUGACGCAACUCGAACAACUUCCGGUUUCCCCUCAGAGAGUGAGAGAAAAAAAGAACAAAUUUUCCGGCCGCGCACGUGUAGAAUGGCCCCACCCAACAAUGAGUUUACAGCAGUCCAAGUGAUUGUGUCCCGUGGUGAAAAGGAUGAGGUCCGCGAGCAAUGUCAGCAGCAAGAUGCAAAUAAGCCGGUGGCCAACGACUGGGACGCACCAGCAGCACAAGGUCUUUACGAUCCACAGAACGAGCAUGAGGCCUGCGGUGUGGGCUUCAUCGUGUCGAUCGAGGGAAAGGCCAACCAUAAGAUCUUACGUGAUGCCCAAACAUUGGCAAUUCGCAUGAACCAUCGUGGUGCAUGCGCCUGUGAUAACGACACUGGAGAUGGUGCUGGAGUUUGCACCUCGAUUCCGCAUGCCCUGUACUCCAAGGAGCUUGCAUCUCGUGGCGUCCAGCUGCCGGAACUGGGCCAAUAUGCGACGGGAAUCUUCUACUUGGAUAAGAACUCCCACGAGGAGGCCGCGAAGGACUUCAACACGCUGGCAGAGAGCCUCGGAAUACAGGUGAUCUGUUGGCGCGACGUUCCGACGAACCAGGACGCCGUUGGAGCGGUUGCCCGCAAGAGUGAGCCGCUGUCGAAGCAGGUCUUCGUAACGGCCGACGUCGACGAGGAAACCUUCAAGCGGCAGGUCUUUGUGCUGCGUAAGCGGGCAACCCACGAGCUGACGCGCCCAGGACGUCGGUUCUACAUCUGCUCGCUGUCAACCAAGACCAUCGUGUACAAGGGUCUGUUCACGUCGGACCAGCUCUGGGAGUACUACUUGGACCUGAAGAAUCCGGAGUUCCUCACCUACCUGGCGCUGGUGCACACCCGCUUCAGCACCAACACCUUCCCCUCGUGGGAACGGGCCCAUCCGCUGCGUGUACUGGCGCACAACGGUGAAAUCAACACGCUACGCGGUAACGUCAACUUCAUGAAGGCUCGCGAGGGCGUCAUGAAGUCGGACGCGUUCGGCGAGGACCUCAAGAAGCUGUACCCGGUCGUGGAGCCCAACCUGUCCGAUUCGGGCUCGUGCGAUUGCGUGCUGGAGUUCUUGACCCAAGUCGGCAACCGAUCGCUGCCGGAGGCUGUCAUGACGAUGGUUCCGGAAGCGUGGCAAAACGAUCGCACCAUGUCGCAGGAGAAGCGUGACUUCUACCACUGGUCGGCGUGCGUGAUGGAGCCCUGGGAUGGUCCGGCGCUAAUCUCCUUCACCGACGGCCGCUACAUCGGAGCGAUCCUCGAUCGGAACGGUUUGCGCCCGUCCCGGUUCUACGUAACAAAGGACAAUCUGCUCAUCAUGGCAUCGGAAGUUGGCGUUUAUGACGUAGAUCCCAAAGACGUCGCGCUCAAGAGUCGUCUAAAGCCAGGCCGUAUGUUGCUGGUAGACACCGAGCAGAAGUCGCUGAUUCAGGACAUUGAGCUAAAGACCCAUAUCGCCAAGUCACGCCCGCACACCGAAUGGCUGUCCCAACAGAUUCUGAUGGACGAUAUCCGUCGCGAUGCGGUCGCAAAGAACCUCUGCACGGAUUUGGCCAACAACCUGCCGGCCGACGGUAAGCGCGGUAUGCUCGAUACCCGCUUGCAGCUGUACGGUUACACCACGGAAACGAUCCACAUGCUGCUGCUGCCGAUGAUCAAGAACAAGAAGGAAGCGCUCGGUUCCAUGGGUAACGAUGCCCCGCUCGCGUGUCUCUCUGCAUUCCAACCGCUCCCGUACGAGUACUUUAAGCAGCUUUUCGCACAAGUUACCAACCCACCAAUUGAUCCAUUCCGUGAAAAGAUCAUCAUGUCACUGCAGUGUCCCGUUGGGCCGGAAGCCAACCUGUUGUUGGCUUCGCCCUCGCAGGUACAUCGCAUCUGGUUAGAUAAUCCUAUUCUAAGCAUUCCGGAUGCUGAGAUCCUCAAGCGGAAUCAGCAUCGUGGAUGGCAGACUAAGGUAAUUGAUAUUACAUUCCCAGCUAAAGAGGGUCCGGAGGGUUAUCAAACCGGGUUGCGGCGUGUCUGCGCCGAAGCGCUCAGCGCAGCCAAAAGCGGCUUCCAGCUGCUCGUGCUGUCGGACCGUGGCGCCAGCCAGGAACGAGCGCCGAUUUCGGCCCUGCUCGCACUGGGUGCCGUCCAUCACCAUCUGAUUGAGACGCGCCAGCGCAUGAAGGUCGGCUUGAUCGUUGAGACGGCCGAGUCGCGUGAGGUACACCACAUGUGUGUACUGCUGGGAUACGGCGCCGACGCCAUCUGUCCUUACCUGGUGUUCGAACUGGCCGAGGCCCUGCGCGAUGAGACCGUUAUCGAUCCGACGCUGACCAACGACGCGAUCUACAAGGCUUACGCGCAAGCCGUUGAAACGGGUAUCUUGAAGGUGAUGGCAAAAAUGGGCAUUUCAACGUUGCAAUCGUACAAGGGAGCUCAGAUCUUCGAAGCCGUUGGCAUGGGUGCCGAUGUGAUCGAUUUCUGCUUCCGCGGAACCCAAUCGCGAAUUGGUGGAGUGAGUCUCGAGGUGCUUGCAAAGGAAGGACUUGAACGCCAUGGCAUGGUGUACGGAAUCCACAACACCGACACAAAGAUUCUUCGCAACCCCGGACAGUUCCACUGGAGAGCGGGAGGUGAAGGACACAUCAACGAACCUGCAGCCAUCGCGGCCCUCCAAGAGGCUACAAUCAACGAGAACAAGGAUGCUUACGCCCGUUUCCGUGAUACCACCAUGAAGAGCGUCCAGAUGUGUGCCCUGCGUGGCCAGCUGGAGUUUAUCAAGGGUCGCCCCAAGAUCGACAUCUCCGAGGUAGAACCGGCCAGUGAAAUUGUCAAGCGCUUUGCUACUGGCGCUAUGAGCUUUGGAAGUAUCUCACUCGAGGCCCACACGACCCUUGCCAUCUCGAUGAAUCGUAUCGGCGGCAAGAGCAACACCGGAGAAGGUGGUGAAAAUGCCGAUCGAUACAUGAACCAGGAUCCGAACCACAACAAACGAUCCGCCAUCAAGCAGAUCGCUUCCGGUCGCUUCGGCGUUACCGCCGCUUACGUUGCCAACGCCGACGACUUGCAGAUCAAGAUGGCACAAGGUGCGAAGCCUGGUGAGGGUGGAGAACUGCCGGGUUACAAGGUCACGCAGGACAUUGCCAACACCCGUCACUCGGUCGCCGGAGUGGGAUUGAUCUCUCCGCCACCUCAUCACGACAUCUACUCGAUCGAAGAUUUGGCCGAACUGAUUUACGACUUGAAGUGCGCCAACCCGAAGGCACGUGUCAGCGUCAAGCUGGUGUCCGAGGUUGGUGUCGGAGUCGUUGCUUCCGGAGUGGCCAAGGGUAAGGCGGAGCACAUUGUAAUUUCCGGCCAUGACGGCGGCACCGGAGCCAGCUCGUGGACCGGUAUCAAAUCAGCUGGUUUGCCGUGGGAGCUGGGAGUUGCCGAGACGCAUCAGGUGCUGGUGCUCAACGAUCUCCGAUCACGAGUUGUCGUCCAAGCCGACGGUCAGCUGCGUACGGGCUUCGACGUCGUGGUGGCUGCGAUCCUCGGCGCCGAUGAGUUCGGCUUCAGUACUGCGCCGCUCAUCGUGAUGGGUUGUACUAUGAUGCGCAAGUGUCACCUGAACACGUGCCCCGUUGGUAUCGCCACCCAGGAUCCGGUUCUGCGCGCCAAAUUCGCCGGAAAGCCCGAGCAUGUCAUCAACUUUUUCUUCAUGCUUGCAGAGGAGAUUCGUGAAAUUAUGGCCAGCCUUGGUUUGCGUAAGUUCCAGGAGUUGAUUGGACGCACCGACCUGUUGCAACUUCGUGAAGAUCUUACCAACAAGCCCGCACUGCUCGAUCUGCAGAUGUUGUUGAAGAGCGCAUUGGAUCUACGUCCCGGUACAAACAUUAUCGGAGGAUCGAUCAAGCAGGACUUUGUGCUGGAGAAUCGUGCCGACUACGGUCUGAUUGAGAAGGCCCGCGGUGUUAUUGCUGGUUCCGAAAAGUCAAUCACGCUGGACAUGCAUAUUAGGAACGAAGAGCGUGCAUUUACCAGCACUCUGAGCUACGAAAUUGCACGUAAAUAUGGUGAUGCUGGAUUACCGGACGGACACUCGAUCAACAUCAACUUGAAGGGUUCGGCAGGACAGAGCUUUGGCGCUUUCCUGGUCAAGGGCGUUACCCUGAAUUUGGUUGGUGACGCAAACGAUUACGUCGGCAAGAGCUUGUCCGGUGGAACGAUCAUCAUCCGUCCACCGGCAGAGUCUACGUUUGAGUCGCAUCUGAACGUGAUUGUGGGCAACGUUUGUCUGUACGGAGCUACAUCGGGUAAGGCGCACUUCCGAGGUAUCGCGGCUGAACGUUUCUGUGUGAGGAAUUCGGGUGUCACGGCUGUGGUUGAAGGUGUUGGAGAUCAUGGUUGCGAGUACAUGACGGGAGGAUUGGUGUUGAUCCUGGGAUUGACUGGACGAAACUUUGCCGCCGGUAUGUCCGGAGGUAUCGCUUACGUGCUGGAUGUUGAUGGUACGUUCCGCUCCAAGGUGAACCCGGGAAUGGUAGAACUUCUUGGCUUGGAACUGGACGAAGAUCGCAACGUUGUGAAGCAACUUUUGGAAGAGUUUGUUGAAACAACGGACUCUGUGCUCGCCAAGGAGCUGCUGGCACAGUGGCCCGAGCCAUGCCAGCAGUUUGUGAAGGUGUUCCCGUAUGAGUAUCAAAAGGCAUUGAAGGCACAGAAGGAAGAACAGCUGCUUCAGAAGGACAUCAAGGCGAUAACCAAUGGAACGAACAAAAAUGAACCCAAAGUUAAGGAUAUUGAGGAGUCGAUUCAGGAUGCUGCUUUGGCCAAAAAGAAGAUGGAUCAGAUUCUGGACAAAACUCGUGGAUUUAUCAAGUACAAGCGAGAGACGUCGAUCUACCGAAAUGCCGAGGAAAGGCAGAAGGAUUGGAGCGAAGUGUUCAACUUCCAGCAUGUCCGCAAGAAUCUGAAGACGCAAGCCGCGCGUUGUAUGGAGUGUGGAGUUCCAUUCUGUCAGUCCAACUCGCAUGGCUGCCCACUCGGUAACAUCAUUCCAAAGUGGAACGAUCUGGUAUUCCACGGCAGCUGGAAGGAAGCUAUCAAUCAACUUCUCCAGACCAACAAUUUCCCAGAGUUUACCGGUCGAGUGUGUCCAGCUCCUUGCGAGGGAGCCUGCGUGCUGGGUAUUUCUGAACCUGCAGUUACGAUAAAGAACAUUGAAUGUGCCAUCAUCGAUCAUGCCUUCGAGCAGGGCUGGAUCACUCCGCAGAUUCCUGCCCAACGCACAGGAAAGCGCGUGGCAAUUAUUGGAUCUGGCCCGGCUGGACUGGCCGCUGCUCAACAGCUUAACAAGGCAGGCCACUUGGUUACAGUUUUCGAGCGGAACGAUCGUCCCGGAGGUCUACUGCAAUACGGUAUUCCGACUAUGAAGCUGUCGAAAGAAGUCGUCAAGCGUCGUACUGAUUUGAUGGCCGCCGAAGGUAUCAUUUUCGCAUGCAACGUAAACAUCGGCAAGGAUCUGAUGCCGUCGCAGCUGGAGAAGGACUACGAUGCGGUGCUGUUCACGACCGGAGCCACCUGGCCACGUGAUCUGAACCUGCCGAACCGUGACCUCAAGGGUAUUCACUUCGCCAUGGAGUUCCUGGAGGGCAGCCAGAAGAAACUGCUCGGAACGCGCCAGGAGUGCAUUUCGGCCGAAGGAAAGGACGUGCUCGUCAUUGGCGGUGGAGACACCGGAUGUGAUUGCAUUGCGACGUCGCUGCGACAGGGUGCCAAAACGAUCACCACGUUCGAGAUUCUUCCCACGCCCCCGGAGAAGCGAGCCCACGACAACCCGUGGCCACAGUGGCCGAAGAUCUUCCGAGUGGACUAUGGCCACGAGGAGGUUCGCGUCAAGUGGGGCAAGGAUCCCCGCCAGUACUCGACCACCACGAAGGAGUUCGUCAGCGAUGGCAACGGUCACAUCAAGGGAGUCAACACGGUCCAGGUUGAGUGGACGCAGAGUCCAACCGGUCAGUGGAGCAUGAAGGAGGUCGCUGGAUCGGAGAAGUACUUCCCGGCUGACCUUAUUCUGCUUGCCAUGGGCUUCCUAGGCCCGGAAAAGGCAGCUCCCACAGAGAUGAAUCUCGACCUGGACGGCAGAGGAAACAUCAAAACCACGGUCGGAACUUAUGGCACGACGAAUCCGAAGGUGUUCGCAGCCGGCGAUUGCCGCCGAGGACAGUCGCUGGUCGUCUGGGCCAUCUCCGAGGGUCGUCAGGCGGCUCGUCAAAUCGACAGCUAUCUGAUCGGCAAGCCGAGCUCGCUGCCCGGACCGGGAGGAGUCGUUGAUCCGACUCGGGCGCCGUAAAUCUUUAAGGAUGUUGUUGUGAAGCGUGUUGAUUAACAUCAGUACAGUGAAGCUAUUUAUCUCUAGUGAUAGUUUCAGUAGUGUUAGUUCCAGAAAAUGCAUUAACAUUCAGACAGGAAACGAAUGUAACAGGUUUACAAAACGCAGAUAAGCACGUCCAGAUGGUUUCCGCGAGAAACCUUGUUCGAUGGCAGUAAUUCUAGUGAUUCUCAUAAGAUUUUCAAAUUGUUUCGUUUUUUGUUUCUUAAAAAUGCAUGCAGUUGAGUUUCUUCAUCGAGUACAUAGUAUACAGGCAUUAUUUACCAGAACUCAUGUUUAGACUUAUGUUACAAUCUAAAUGAAUCAACUAUCUUGUAUUAUCAUUAGACGUUAAACACUGCUUAGUAAAGAUGAAUAAACGCAUAUUUUAUUUUUGUACCGUCAAAAAGCUCAUCGUUUACAACAUUAUUUAUAAUUUAUCCACAGGAAAUCUUUUCGAAACUAUUUAAAAUGUGAUUACACAAUUGCUUGGUUACACUGUGAUGUGAUAUGUUAUAAGCAAAUCAAUGUGCUAGCUGUGAAAUGACAAAAUUGUCAUUUUUGCAGAUUAUGUGAAGGAAAACUUUAAUCAUGUUGAUUAGACACUAUUGCAGUUUUGUUUUGUUGGAAAUACAUUCACACUUUUCUUUUCGUUUUA